AUGCGCAUAGAUCAAAGUGUCGGAAAAGGUCUGAGUCAAUGAGUUCUGAAAGCAGUGUGGAUAUGUUAAGAACUCAAAAGCCAGACACUUUUGUACACAACGAAGAGUAUAGGAGACAGGGUAAGGCAUUAGAUGCAGGUGUCUUACAGACCAAGGGUAUAUCAGACACUCAUGAUAAUGACAUAAAUAGACACGAUAAGUCUUCAAGCCUGAGAAAUGUAAAUAAUGUUCAAGAAUUCAUUGAACAUUUGGCAUCAGAUGUGAACAAUAAUAAAUAUAGUGGAAUGUUUCCUUAUUCCUCAGAAAAGAGGCGACAAAGAGAGAGAAAAUGUAAAGAUAGAGUACACAAUUACAGUGAGAAUUAUUAUGAUAACAUGCUACAGGCUCAAGCAAGACUGCUAUUCAGUGAAAAUCUGAAGCCUAAAUGUCCAGUAAAUAUCACAGAAAGUGGUGGACCACAAACAUUUGCAAAGAGAAAGAUACUUAGUGUGGCCCCAUGUGAAUAUGGCCCAUACACUACAAGCAGGAAUUCAUACAUUGAUUCAGGGUCUGUUCAGUAUUCAAUGGGAAAAAGUGGUCUUAGUGGUGUUGGUGUUUAUACUGGUAGUGAAGCGGGAACAGGUGCAUACAGCAGGCUGGGUGUAGGUAGCCCUUGGGGCAUAGAGCCUACCCCUACAGUUAGGUCAGGUGUGGAUACUCAAUGGCAGAGAAAAGAGACCCACCAUGGAGAAGCUGGUAAUAUCCAGGCACAAGUUCCUCGACACUUGAUGCAGGACCCUAAACGCACAGAAGGUUCUGAAGUGGACAUUCAGUGGAAGAGACAAAUGCUGGAUCACCAAGAUGCUAGUAUUCUUCGCGGGCAGGCCCCUAGUCUUCUGCGGAAGGCACCUAGUCCUCAGUUGCUGUCACCUAGUCUUCUGCGGCAGACACAUAGUCCUCAGUUGCUGUCACAUAGUCUGCGGCAGGCACCUAGUUCUCAGUUGCUGUCACCUUGUCUUCAGCAGCAGAAUCCUAGUCAUCAGUUGUUGGCGUCUAGUCUUCAGCAGCAGGCACCUAGUCUUCAUUUGCUUUCACCUAGUCUUCAAUGGCAGGCACCUAGGCUUGGACGACUGACACCUUCUUGCACUGUUGGAUCCGGUGUGGACAUAGAAUGGCAGGAGGCAGUCAACAACCGAGGAGCUGCCGACGUGGUGGAUGUCAACAAUAACCCGGCAGGUGGUGGAAGCUACACAAACCCGACCAUCUACAAGCCCAGAUUCAAUGGGACCAGCUAUAGUGCCCCAGUAACCCCAACCCAAGGAACCCCGACCCGAGGCACAAAUUUGUCAGAUGGUGAAUUUCAGUUGUUGGAUUUCAACAAAAAUCUUAUUGGAUCCCCAGCAAUAUCCCAGCCUACUGGCCAGGCUAGAAGGAAAAGGCCAAGCCCACUGGCCAAAGGUGUUGUUCCUCUGAAAAAACGCUUUGAGGAUAAAACUGGUCUCUGUAGGGAGAACACGGGUAAAACCAGCCCUGGUAGAAUGGAGAAGGGUAAAACCAGCCCUGUUGAAGCGGACAAAGGUAAAACCAGCCCUGGCGAAGAUGAAAAUGGUAGAACCAGCCCUAAUAAAGCUGGAAUGGGUGAAACUGCCACAAUUCACAAGAAAGGACGAAGGAAAACUAGCACGCCAGAUGAAGAAGGGAGGUACCCCUGUAAGACAUGUCACCGCCGAUUUAAGAAGCCGUACCUAUAUACACACCAGAAAGUUGUCCAUGCAAGGAAACAGUGGGUCUAUGUGCCUUCUCUCGCUGCAAAAGCCAAGCCAGCAAAGAAGUAGAUGAUUUCUUUAGAAUGUGUCUUUUUGCAAGAACUACUUACUGCAUCUCGUGUGAGCAGAGCCAGGGUCGUAUUCAUACAACUUCUUUUAAACUUAUAAGUCAAAUUCAUAAAAAUUUCAAAGUCAUGUUUUAAGUGUUUAUUUUACAUAAAAGUAUGUAAAAUAUUCAAUAACAAUGAAAGAAAAUUAAGUAUUACAGAUAUAAUUAAGUUAUUAUAUCAUGUAACAUGCGAGAUGCUUAACUGAGGAAAAUGACUUACAUGUAAGUUACAAACUGGCUUAAGAUAGUUAAUGAAUACCAGGCUAGUUCGAUAAAAAAUAAACCGUUCAAAACUUUUGUCAGCCCUCUCAGCCAGUUUUCUUGACUUUUCUUAUAGGUAGACAGGAAAUAUUAUCGUUCUCAAUAAUAUUUAGAAUAUAAGGUUUUCAGGAAGUGUUGUGCCUUUUUUAUCAACAGUUCUAAGAGAAUUAUAUGUUGUAUGGAUAAAGAAAUAUUUUGAUUACUUGAAAAUCAUGUUCCUAAGUGUUUUUUUCGUUGUUCCCUUUUGUUGCCGCAUUUCACACUAUUCAAUUUGCCUAUUUAAUAAGUUUUAGAUCUUCAUUCAAUACCAUUAUAUGGUGAUAAAAACUUUUCUUCAAGAUAUUUUGGUACAAAAUCUGGUUAAAAAAGUAUCCGCGAAAAGGCCUUUAAGAAAGAACUUACUUUUUAAGCAUGUUUAACUGCUUGUAAU
This is a messenger RNA of Mya arenaria, 2545 nucleotides long. RefSeq lists its product as uncharacterized. The transcript has 4 exons. The record is from RefSeq and is a predicted model, not a curated record. The coding region runs from base 39 to 1814 and encodes 591 amino acids. Lineage: Eukaryota; Metazoa; Mollusca; Bivalvia; Myida; Myidae.